AUGCUUUUCUUCCUAUCCACUCUUUCAUUCUCCCUGUCAGUGGCAUCCGCGUCACAUACCAUUCGUUUCUUCAAUUACUGUGGGUCCGGGACACCCUCCAUCGUCACUCAUAACUCCAAAACGAGCCUCAACAGCACAGGUACUUACUAUAGCGACAACGCCAACGACGGUACGAUCCAUACAUUCUUAGAUCAAGGCUCUUGUGGCGAUGACGAAGAGAAAUGCACAACGGUAAAUGUCGACCUGACUAUACCCGAGGCAUCUAUCUCCCAGUACGCUUCCUUCCGUCCAUCCAUUUUUCCCUUCUUAAAGACUACUCCCGCUACAGGACAAACAACUACUCCGUCCCUCUGUCUCUACAAUACUCCUGCGCCAACAACAGCACCUACUUCGCCCAAUGCUACACCGCCAACUGCGACCCCACGCCCAUAUCAUGCAGUUCCUUCAACGUACGACUCCCCCCUUCUGCCAUACCAUCCUAACAAUAACAACCGCCCUCCAACAGUCCCAACUCAUCAUAACAUUCUGCCCGUAAGUACCCCUCCCUUCCCCUCCCCACCCCUCCCCCCCCUCUAA
Guyanagaster necrorhizus is the source of this 576-nucleotide messenger RNA. RefSeq lists its product as uncharacterized. The record is from RefSeq and is a predicted model, not a curated record. The transcript has 7 exons. NCBI's taxonomy places the organism in Eukaryota, Fungi, Basidiomycota, Agaricomycetes, Agaricales, Physalacriaceae. Bases 1 to 576 code for a protein of 191 amino acids.